Gastrolobium bilobum is the source of this 4954-nucleotide messenger RNA. Its product is annotated as protein HUA2-LIKE 3-like. The transcript has 16 exons. The coding region runs from base 218 to 4954 and encodes 1578 amino acids. Lineage: Eukaryota; Viridiplantae; Streptophyta; Magnoliopsida; Fabales; Fabaceae. Gene Ontology annotation, molecular function: transcription coregulator activity; double-stranded DNA binding; glutathione peroxidase activity. The record is from RefSeq and is a predicted model, not a curated record. Gene Ontology annotation, biological process: response to oxidative stress; regulation of transcription by RNA polymerase II. Gene Ontology annotation, cellular component: nucleus.
UCUCUCUCUCUCUGAUGAUUAGGGUUUUCUUUCACACUCUCUCUUUCUAGCGCCACUGCCUUUCCUUCUCUCUGUGAUCCCUCGCGUUUCAAUGCCUGCCAAUUCUCUCAGUAAAUUCUACACAGUGCCAGGUCGUUCCAUUAUUGAGCGAAUUUGGCAUUCGAUUCAGUUCAUUUCUCUUCUUCCCCUCAUUUGACUAUAGCGGCGCCGGGUUCCUAUGGCUCCUAGCCGCCGAAAGGGCGCCAGUAAAGCAGCGGCGGCGGCCGCUGCUCGCCGCCAAUGGAAAGUGGGCGAUCUUGUACUUGCCAAAGUUAAGGGGUUCCCUGCAUGGCCUGCCACGGUCAGUGAGCCAGAGAAGUGGGGUUACUCCACUGAUUGGAAGAAAGUGCUUGUUUACUUCUUCGGAACCCAACAAAUAGCUUUCUGCAAUCCUGCUGAUGUCGAAGCAUUUACCGAGGAGAAAAAACAAUCACUUCUUGUCAAACGUCAAGGAAAGGGUGCUGACUUUGUUCGUGCUGUUCAGGAGAUUGUUGACAGUUAUGAAAAAUUAAAGAAUGAGACCCAACUUGAUGUAGCUAACUCAGGUGGUGAAGUUGCCGAUGCACACAUUUCAGAUCCAGUUAACUCAUCUGCCAAGGAUCAGGCAGACGCUCCUGAAUUGAAACUUGCUUUACCAACGAAACCUUCAAAUUCUGUUAUUGACAGACAUGAGUUGGCAUGUGCAGCUGAGGAUGACUCAGCUUUGAAGGAUGAAUCUCAUAAUAAGGAGGUAUCAUUGGAGGAGCCUACUGACAAUGCUGCUGCAGUAAAAGCACUUAAUCCGGUUACAUACUCUUCUCGAAAAAGAUCUACUGGUGACUUGUACAUGCAGGGCUGUGUAACACACAGACAUACCCUGGUACGAAGGUCUAGGACCUCAUCACGGGUCCAAAACUUUUUGAUGCCUUGCAGUGAUAUUGGAAAGAGUGCUGGCAACCUAUCAACUAAUGCUACUCAGAGUGCAUCUGCAAGAAGGAAUAAACGUAUUGGGAAAUCACCUGAUCUUUCUGGCUGUAAUGAUUUAGAUUCAUCUGCCUUUGUCUCAUAUGGUAGCAUGGAGGACAAUGAUUCUGAAAUUCUCACAAUUGAUUCUGAUGGGUUUAGCCUGAAUGAGGGCAGCACAAUAGAUUCAAAUUUUAAACUUGAACACUCUGAGACUAUUGAAUGUGUAGAAGAAGUUGAGUUAAACAAAGGGCUUGAUCUUGAAAUAAAGGCUGUAGUUAAUAAGAAGAAAAGAAAACCAAAUAGGAAGAGGACAACCAAUGAGGCUUCCAAGCCGACUGUUAGAGCAGAGGAGGAGACUGCUGCGCAGAAUACCAGUCAAAGCUCACAGAAUAUGGGUGGAAAUUCACAAGAGAAAUGCUUGGAGCAAGACGGAGAUGAACACUUGCCACUUGUGAAACGAGCAAGAGUUAGAAUGGGUAAAUCAUCACCCACUGAGGUAGAACUUAAUAGCAGUACACAAGCUCAAGAAAAAAGCUGUAAGGAAUAUAUUAACUCACCGCAGCAGAUGAUCACAUCCUCAAAUUGUGAGAAUGGUAGCCCUGUUGAUGGAGACUCAUCUGUGCUGAAUGGAGCUUUGGAAAAUGUUUCUCCUUCAAAGAUUUCAGCUCCAUGUUCUGACACUAUGAUAUAUAAUACUAAGAAAGAGCAGACAUUCUGCUCUGUGGAUGGUGAAGCUGCUUUACCUCCAUCUAAACGCCUCCACCGUGCUUUAGAAGCCAUGUCAGCUAAUGCUGCUGAAGAAGGUCAAGCUAAUAUGGAAGCGUCGUCCUCCAUAAUGACAUCAAGUCUUACAUGCUGUAUAUCUGCUGUCAAGGGAUGUCCGUGUAUGGCCAUUAAUAAUCAAGAAGGUAAUGAUUUAGGACAGCAAAAGUUGGAUACUUGUGGCACUGAUUCUUCUCAUUUCAACGUGUUUAGUUUCUCGAAAGGCUCAAAUCCAGUAGUUUCAGCUGAAAAUAAAUCUAUGCAAGUGGAUAAGCAGUUGACCAAAUUCCAACUGCAUGAAACUGAUAAGGAUGUUCUCUCAGGUGCUACAGAUCAAGCUGGUGAAGAGCAUAGUAAUUAUGUGGUCUGUCAGACUGCUGAAGCAGAUUUGAAAAUUCAGUCACAUGGACAAAUUUCUCCGAAUCUUGAUUCGAAAUGUUGUGAAGUUGGAAGCAAUCAAGAUUCACCAGAUCCGUCAUUACCACCAAAUGAAGACAAUACCAGAUCUGGGAAUCUUUCAAAUACAGCAUCUGAUGCAUCAGAACACAUUGGAAUGAGCCUUGAUCAUUUGGGGGAUGCCAUCAAAAAGGAUAUUUAUUUACCUCAAAAUAAUACUGACGUGCCUCAGAAUGAAGCUGCAGUUUGUAAGGACAUGGAGUGCUUGAAGCCAGCAGAUGGUGACGUUAGGAAAACAAAUGACAUGAGUGAUGUUGUGAAAGAGAUAAAAUGUAAAGGACCAGAGGAGGAUAUGAAUUCUGUUUCAACAUCUGAUGGCCCUUUGGGUGAAAAGGGUAUUUUGGGAGUUCGGUCAAGUCCAUCCUUGACAGAUGGGGGAGAUUGCAUUCCCCAAGGAUCACCUCCAAAUACGUCAGUUUGCAAUGUUUCUACAUCAGACAGUAGUAAUAUCAUUCACAAUGGAAGUUGUAGCCCCGAUGUACAUUUACACCAGAAACAAACUUUAUCUGGUCUUGCUGAUGGAAGUAAAGAUGGGUACAUCACAACUCAACAAUCAAGAUCCAUGGGCAAGUCAACUGAAGCAGGACGUGCUGCGUUGUUGUACUUUGAAGCAAUGCUUGGGACAUUGACAAGGACAAAGGAAAGUAUUGGUCGCGCAACACGUAUAGCUAUCGACUGUGCGAAGUUUGGCAUUGCAGCUAAGGUCAUGGAAAUUCUUGCCCACAAUCUGGAAACUGAGUCAAGCCUGCAUCGGAGGGUGGAUUUGUUUUUUCUUGUUGACUCUAUUGCGCAGUUUUCUCGAGGUUUAAAAGGUGAUGUUUGUGGAGUAUAUCCAUCUGCUAUCCAAGCAGUCCUUCCACGGCUAUUAUCUGCUGCUGCUCCUCCUGGAAAUACUGCACAAGAAAACCGUAGGCAGUGUCUUAAGGUUUUAAGGUUGUGGCUGGAGAGAAGAAUCCUACCAGAAUCCAUUAUUCGCCACCAUAUCCGUGAACUGGAUUCAUAUAGCACUGCAGGUGUCUUCUCACGAGAGUCACGACGGACAUUAAGAACAGAGAGGGCUUUAGAUGACCCUGUUAGAGAAAUGGAGGGUAUGCUUGUUGACGAAUAUGGAAGCAACUCAAGUUUUCAGCUUCCUGGAUUUUGCAUGCCUCGAAUGCUUAAAGAUGAAGAUGAAGGGAGCGAUUCUGAUGGAGGGAACUUUGAGGCUGUCACGCCAGAGCAUAAUUCUGAAGUACAUGAAAUGACUUCUACAAUUGAAAAACACAGGCAUAUCUUGGAAGAUGUUGAUGGUGAGCUUGAAAUGGAAGAUGUGGCUCCCUCUUGCGAUGUUGAAACGAAUUCCCUACCUAAUGUUGAUAAAGGAAAUGCCAGAGAGUUUGAGAAGAAUCUUCACCUGUCCUUUGCUCCUCUACCUCAGGUUGUGCCUCGGUCUUCCCCACCACCACCGUCAUCCCCUCCACCUCCUCCUCCACCUCCACCUCCACCACCACCUCCUCCUCCUCCUCCUCCUCUACUUGCACCUCCACCUCCACCUCCUAUGCUACACCUCAUGUCAUCCACCUCUGAUCCAUAUUGCACUGUAGUUAAUUCAAGAGGUUAUACAGAUUCACAGGCUCAUUUGCAGACUGUGAAAGACAACCCGCACCACUCUAUGCCUCAGCCCUUGGCUGCUCCAAGGAGUAGCCAACCUAUCAGUGAUGCAGUGCACUGUCAGGUCCCAGAAUAUAGAGAAACACAGAUGCACAUGCCGGAAUCUACUUGCUCUUUCAACAGUUUCCCUGUACCACCUCCAGACAAUUUUCAACAUUCUGAAGGUGCUACUAUGCAUAAUAAAGGAUAUUCUAUAAGGCCGCCUCACCAUGUGCCGUCCAAUCAGUUUUCUUUUGUUCAUGGGGAACAGCAUGUGAAGCAACAAAGGGAGGUUCUACCACCCCCGUCUUACUCCAAUAGACAACACUUUAUGCAGAACAUGGAGAGAGAGAACUUCUAUAAUAAUCACGAGAGAUUAAAACCACCUCCAUAUGAUUACCGAGAGAGAUGGAAUGUUCCUGCACCUUAUUCUGGUCCUCGGUAUCAGGACAAAGGUGUUCCUACCCCAUAUGGUUGUCAUCCAUAUGAAUCAACUAGAAUACCAGGUCACGGGUGGAGAUUUCCUCCCCGGUCAAUGAAUCAUGGGAAUUCCAUGCCAUUUAAACCACCCUUUGAAGAUGCAAUACCAGUUGCAAACAGAGACAGUGAAAUGGGUGCUUCGCAAUCAAUCUCAGAAAAUUCCAUCCAUGAAUUCACAGUCAAGGAUGCCAGGGGCAAAGACGUGAAUCUCAGCACCUACAGGGGGAAAGUUCUUCUUGUAGUUAAUGUUGCUUCAAAAUGUGCUUUUGCGGAUGCCAAUUACACCCAGUUAACUCAGCUUCACACCAGAUACAAGGACAGAGGUUUUGAGAUAUUGGCAUUUCCAUGCAACCAAUUUUUAAAGAAAGAGCCUGGGACUAGCCAGGAGGCACAAGAGUUUGCCUGUACAAAAUAUAAGGCUGACUAUCCCAUUUUUGGGAAGGUACGUGUCAAUGGACCAGAUACAGCACCUGUAUACAAAUUCCUCAAAGCUCAGAAAUCUGGAUUUUUGGGUGCUAGGAUCAAGUGGAAUUUCGCCAAGUUUUUAGUUGAUGAGGAAGGUCGUGUCAUUGGACGUUAUAGCCCAACCACCCCACCAUUGGCCAUUGAAAAUGACAUCAAGAAGGCAUUGGGGGUAGCUUGA